GCUUGUCUUCCGAUAGAUAACGGAUUAUUCUAGGCAAAUACAUAAAAAAUUCAGUAUACAGUUCGCCACUUUCUUUCAACACUCCAUUUGCAGACAAAGAUGAGUUUCACUCAGUUUCAAAUAUCCGCUCUGAACCGCCAUAAUGAGCUGCGAGCUAAGCACUCUGCCCCGCCUUUGGUUCUGGAUCAAGAGUUAUGUGUUUCUGCUCAAAAAUGGGCUGACACGCUCCUAAAAUGGAACCGACUGCAACACAGCACCGAUAAAAAGUACGGUGAAAACCUGUACUACAGCUCCGGAAUGGCCGUGACUGGAGCAGCAGCGGUCGAUUCUUGGUACAGCGAAAUUAAAGACUACAGACACGGCGAGCCGAGUCCGUCUAAUUUCUCCCAGGUGGGUCACUUCACUCAAGUGGUAUGGAAGAGCACUCGGAAACUAGGAGUGGGCUUUGCCCAGCAAGGAUCGACGGUUUUUGUCGUGUGCACAUAUGACCCUCGCGGUAAUAUGAUGGGAACGUACCCCCAAAACAUAUCUAUUAACUAA
Anopheles nili is the source of this 540-nucleotide messenger RNA. Its product is annotated as Golgi-associated plant pathogenesis-related protein 1. The record is from RefSeq and is a predicted model, not a curated record. The transcript is spliced from 3 exons. Gene Ontology annotation, cellular component: extracellular region. The coding region runs from base 100 to 540 and encodes 146 amino acids. Lineage: Eukaryota; Metazoa; Arthropoda; Insecta; Diptera; Culicidae.